GAAGACAGGGUCAGUGUUGGAGAAGGAGAGAGAGAGAGAAGAUCAGCAGUGUGUGGAGCUGAGCUGUAGCUGAUGGUGGUGGAGCAUCAGGACAUUGUUGGACAUCAUGCAGAGCUGAAGAGCCGGACAGGAGAACUGUGGCGUGUGCAGAGCGGGGGAUGCGCUUUCCGGAGUAAAGUGACGCCUUCGGGGGGGACAUGUACGCCUUCUACUCCCUGCUGGUCUACAUCUUCUACACCGUCUUCAAAAAGGAAGAGGAGGCUCCACUAGAGGGGGCGUCCGGAGAGUCCCCGGAGGAGCCUGGCCAUGUUUCCAUGGAAACAGGGAGCAGGAGGAGAGGCGGCCCCGCCCCCAGGUUGGGGAAAAGGGGGUGUGACAGAGUAAACGACUCCAGCAGCAGCGGCAGCAGUGACAGUGAUGCAUCGUGUCUCAGUGAUGAAGAUGACGAUAUUGAUGAAGGUCACGCGACCCCCGCCAAAACCCCCCUGGCUGCUUUCCUGUCCUUCAAACAGGAGACGGAAAGGAGGAGAACGUCCAGUGGGCCUGCGGAGCUGGGAGAAAAGGCCUCAGAGUCUCCGCUGGUGUCGGUGAUGUCCCACCUGUUGAGCUUCCUGGAGCAGUACUCCCACCUACAGCAGCUGCAGCAGCAGGCAGAACAGUACCGUCUGCAGCUGCGCAGGCACCGCAUUCAACACCGGCGGAAAAUGAAGGCCCUGCGCUCGUCCUACCGCCAGCGGCUCCGCGACAAGAACAGCCUCAUCAACAGCCUGGAGGAGGCCAUCAGUCAGCAGACGAGCCCUUCACCCGACAGCGACAGUUCUCCAGCAGGGCUCCAUAAGCUGGUGCAGUCUGUGUGUGGCCUGCAGGGGGAGCGCCGGCAGCUGAGGGUGGAACUGGGUUUACUGCAUUCACAACUGGAGCAGAGAGAACAGGACAAACACUCUAAAGUUCAGGCCUUCCAACAGCAGAUUGAUGAACUGAAGAGCUGCAUCGAGGAGAGAGAAGAAGAGCUGUCCAGGCUGAGAACCUCAUCCGGAGCGACGGACUCUGAGAAGCGAGUGCUGUGUCUGUCUGCGGAGAACGAGAGCCUGAAACACAGCCUGUCGGUCACUCAGGGCCUCCUGCAGCAGCUGUCCAUCAUACCGUCUCAGUCCAGCUCCGUCCUCAUCAAGGAGAACGAGAACCUGCGCAGCCGCGUUCUGCAGCUGGAGGGCGCCCUGCAGCAGCGCGCGGAGCAGCUCUCGCGCCUGGAGCAGAACGAGUGGCAGCGAGGAGAGGAGCUGAGGAGGAGAGAGGAACGAGUGCGCGAGCUGCAGCUGGAGCUGGACAGAGAACGCAGCAGAGAACCCGUGGUGAAAUACGUGACUCAGACUCUGGAGGUGGAGUCUCCAUCCACGCUGAGGCAGCUGGCCGACGAGAGGCAGAGGAACGAGCAGCUGAGGGAGAGGCUGAGCAGUCAGAGCGAGAGGUGCCGACAGCUGGAGGAGAACAUCAGGCGCUCUGAUGAAGUCAGCUGCAAUCUUCAGCACAAGAUUGCGGCUUAUGAGAGAGAGAUCGGGACGCUGCAGGCUGAGCUGCUGAAGGAGAUCGGCCACUUGGAGGAGAAGAAAGACGAGGCUGUGAAGGCGGCUUCUAGCUGCUCACAGGAGCACCUGCAGAGCCUACAGGACCAGUUCAUGACCAUACAGAGGCGCCUGAACGCUCUUCCCCCCACGCUGCGCUCCAUGAAGACGGACUACGCCAGCCUGCGGAGCCAGGUCCGCAACUUCUCUGACUUUUAUGGAGCAGCUAUCAAAGAGGCCAAGAAACAGAUUUCGGCAGCUAUAACUGAAAUGUCGGAGGCCAACAAGGACCUUCUGGAGAAGUACAGGAAGGAAGUGGCUCUUCGGAGGAAAUACCACGAGCAGCUGGUGGAGCUGAAAGGCAACAUCCGCGUCCUGUGCCGUGUAAAGCCGGUGCUGAAGGAGGACGAGCACGAAGAAGGCCAGGCGGUCGUCGUGACGACAGAUCCUCAUAAUGAAUCAGCCCUCACAGUUCUCAGUAAGGGGAAAGCAAAGACAUUCGAGCUGGACAAAGUCUUUCACCCUCAGGCCACUCAAGAGGAGGUGUUUCAAGAAAUCGAGCCCCUGAUUACAUCCUGCAUCGACGGAUAUCACGUCUGCAUCUUCGCUUAUGGCCAGACCGGCUCAGGGAAGACCUACACCAUGGAGGGCCCCGUGGAGAAUCCAGGCAUUAACCAGCGAGCGCUGAAACACCUCUUCAACGAGAUUGAGGAAAGGAAGGACAUGUGGACGUAUGCGGUCACUGUCAGCUCUGUGGAAAUCUACAACGAGGUUCUCAGGGAUCUGCUGAGUAAGGAUGGGGAGAAGCUAGACAUCAAAAUAAACCCUGAUGGGACCGGCCAGCUGCAUGUACCUGGCCUCAGGGUCAAAGAGGUCAAGAGCUUUCAGCAUAUCAAAAAGAUUUUGGCCACAGCUCGGAGGAACCGGAUAACGUUUGGGACGCAGAUGAACCAGCACAGCUCGCGCUCCCACGCCCUGCUCACCGUCACCGUACAGGGAGUGGAUCUCGCCACCGGGACCAAGUCCUCCGGUAAGCUGAACCUGGUGGACCUGGCGGGUUCUGAGCGAGUGUGGAAGUCCGGAGCGGAAGGGGAGCGGCUGAAGGAGGCCCAGAACAUCAACCGCUCGCUGCUGGCUCUGGGAGACGUCAUCCAGGCCCUGAGAGGGCGCCAGACGCACAUCCCCUUCAGGAACUCACGACUGACCUACCUACUGCAGGACUCACUGGGCAAGGGCAACAAAACCGCCAUGGUGGUGCAGAUUUCUUCCCUGGAGAGGAACGUUGGAGAGACUCUUUGCUCGCUGAAGUUUGCACAGCGUGUCUGCAAAGUGGAGCUGGGCCCCGCUGCACGCAAGAUCGAGAGUGCAGGCCACAGGGGGGAAAACGUUAACUAAAAUAAAAGGGGAACUCCACCACUUUUUCAAAAUUGCUGCAUAAUUAAAUGGCUAAGAUGUAAAAUGAGUCGGUCAGAGUCGGUCAGAGUCAGACGUCCCUCUAAAAGCUCCUCACAGUAGUGGUGAUGGGAACCAGACGUCUCCCUCUAAAAGCUCCUCACAGUGGUGGUGAUAGGAACCAGACGUCCCCCUCUAAAAGCUCCUCACAGUGGUGGU
Messenger RNA from Pygocentrus nattereri (red-bellied piranha), 3173 nucleotides. Its product is annotated as kinesin-like protein KIFC3. Gene Ontology annotation, molecular function: microtubule binding; microtubule motor activity; ATP binding. The coding region runs from base 198 to 2957 and encodes 919 amino acids. Gene Ontology annotation, biological process: microtubule-based movement. Lineage: Eukaryota; Metazoa; Chordata; Actinopteri; Characiformes; Serrasalmidae. The transcript is spliced from 20 exons. The record is from RefSeq and is a predicted model, not a curated record.